CUGGAUAGAUGUUAAUAUGCAGCCUGGUCGAGGGGUGAAACUCCGGGAAAACAUUUAAAGAGGGUGCUGAAGAGUCAACAUUGAUCAUAUGAAUGUAGGGACAAAAGAAAUAAAGGUCAUCAUGUUGAGAAAAUAGUUUUAGAUAUGUCAGCAACAGGAGCGACGAAGAAAUGUCCACGACGGAGCAACAGCCAAAUCGAGACAAGUAACCAUUAUCGGAAUGUUAUCGAAAAUCAGAGCGCAGCAUAUGAAAAUCUGUGGUAGAGGAUGACAGUAGCGGGGUCCACUGGAGCGGUCAACGCUGUCUGCACCCAAGACUCCUCCCACUCACCUGAAACAACCUGCCUACAAACCACAUGGCCCCGCCCACUCUGCUUCCCACAGCGACAGAAGGAUGAGCUCAAAGUCAGACUCCGCCUCCGCUCCCCUCCUGGGGCGUGGCUGCUAGCGGGCGUUGUCGUGGUGAUGGUGGGAAUGUUUGUGGCCGUGGCCGGGUAUGCAAGCUCCACCCCUAACCCUGUGGGUGGGCGAGGCAGCUCCCACAGCGAGCGAAUGAAACUGCUCGGCCCUGUCGUGAUGGGCGUCGGCCUGUUCAUCUUCAUCUGUGCCGGAACCCUGCUGUACGAGAACCGGGACCGCGAGAACCGAGAGCGUGAGAACCUUGAGAACCGUGAGGAGCAGGGGAAACGCAAACGGAAGAAAACAAGGGAACGGCGCCGGGAGAACCGUGAUUAUGAGGAUGUGGAACAGGGGAACCAGAGAGAACCCUCAGACAGACACUCCCCUCUCCCUGAGGAGUGCCUGCCCCCCCUGCCUCCCAGAGUGCCUAGACAGGAGGGGUCAGAGUUGAAUGUUCUCUCUGUGGGGGAGCUGAGCUCACUGCUGCCAGGGGAGGGACAGAGAGAGGGACAGGGGGGUGAAGAAAGAGUCAGAGAGGUGGGGGGGAAGGAGGGGUCAACCCUGCUGACCACAGUCCUGCACCACCAGGACCCCCCCUCCUCCUGUCCCUCCCCCGCUCCCUCCUCUGUGUACUCUGACUCCUGUAACUCCAGUGAGAUCAACUAUAACGUGCAGACAGGCUCCCCUAUCUACUCUAUUCACGAACUCGGAGACAUUACUGUACUCACUCACAUCUGUACACGGUUUUCUAAAUAAAUGCACCACAUAUUUCUCCAUCUCUCUCUGUGGUGUCUACAGCCUGUAGAUGCAGUGGAGUGUGUUGGCCAUCUCUCUCUACCCCUCUAGGACAGGCAGGGCCAGGGGGAGACAGGGCUAGGUGACGUCAGCUUGUUGUUGUAUAGUAAAGUCUCUCUCAGGGUGGUUUGACCGUAUUUGGGCUUGGAGAGGAUUCCAAUGCAGACAGUGACAGUGGUGCCAUCCUGAAUGAUGCACACACACACACACACACACACGCACACAUACAUGCACGCACGCACACGCACACAUACAUGUACGCACACACACUAAAUACGACCAGACAUUCCGCUAUGAAACAGGCUACUUUGGAGAACUUUGAUUCAUGCUGUUGUUUUAACUGUAACUCAAAGUUGUAUCUAAUAUUAGUGACUGUUUGUCACGGCUCUUCUCCUUUAGGGUUUCUGUUUACACACACCCAAACUUGGCUCAGGAGCUGGACAGAAAUCAUAGCAAUGAAAAUAAAGUGAAUGCCUUCUCACAGUUGGCUGUCCACAUGCUUACUCUAAUCUUUACUUGAGAUAGAGAUGUUACUACCCACUGGGCAAAAACUGGUUGAGUCCACGUUGUUCCACGUCAUUUCAGCAAAACAUUUGCAAAAAGUCAUCAACGUAAGGAAAUUGCGUCCUUUUCCCACCCAACUUUUAACCUAAAUACAAUGUCAUGGUGAAUUUGUUUUGUUGAUUUCACGUUGAAUUCACGUUAGCUGACAACUCAACCAAAUGUGCCCAGUUGGUAGUCUUUGUUUGCAGAACAUGUAUGAAGUAUAUCUUUACAGCAUGUAUGCAACAAACCUUUUGUUUUUACAGUACCCAAAACCAUUAGGAUGUUAGACUGUGGGUUUGAUUGAAUAGAGCCCACAGAUGCAGUAAAAGGGGGAGGAGGAGGAGGAGGGAGAGGGAGGGUGAUUUUAAUUGUCCUGAGUGUUCUCCUCCAGUCUCUAAUUAUGCUGUGGAACAGACUGAGAGUUUUUUAUUGGUGUUUCAGGACUGCAGAGUAUUUCCUCUGUUGUUCAGACACAUGCUGUGAUAAUGCCAUCGAGAUUAGUGAUGAACGCCAAGACUGCCUUGCCCUGCACGGCCAGACACAUCUACACCUCACACAGGCACAACACACACACACACAACCGCAUGCAUGCUUUCACGCAUGGUAAACCUCACACGUCUCUUUCUGUUUUUGAACCCAUUAACCCUAGUUCACCACAAGUGACAUUACCUGGGAUAAACCAUUACUUGGUUUCUGGCUUCUGACUAUACUAAUACUGGGAGGUAUGUGUUUUUGUGAGUUUAGUAAUGCAGCGGCUGAGUUAUGUGUUCAGUCAGUGUUUGAUUGCUGGGCU
Molecule: messenger RNA, 2533 nt
Organism: Coregonus clupeaformis (lake whitefish)
Lineage: Eukaryota; Metazoa; Chordata; Actinopteri; Salmoniformes; Salmonidae
Exons: 2
Coding region: 268-1155 (295 amino acids)
Source: RefSeq, a predicted model, not a curated record